This is a messenger RNA of Cuscuta europaea, 1440 nucleotides long. Lineage: Eukaryota; Viridiplantae; Streptophyta; Magnoliopsida; Solanales; Convolvulaceae. The record is from the annotation of a GenBank genome assembly.
CGAACUACAAAGAUUCCAACGCAUCAAUCCGCGCGAAUUCGUCAAUAAACCUCCGCGCGAAUUCGUCGAUAAACCACCGCGCGAAGAACCGCUUUUCCCAUUUUUCAUUCCGCGCCGUUCCAAUUUUUCAAUUUUGGCAUUAGAUUUUCCCUCCUUUUCUAUGCUCUUCUCAUCCCCUUCUUAACCAGCAAACCCUUCCAUGGAACCCUCUCAUCGGCUGCCAAUUGCGAAGUAAUACUACUGCUACUACUAGAGAUACUAUCUAUACUAGUGGAAAUGGCCGGCGGCGGAGCAUCUGGAAAGUCUUCUAACGCACCCAGAGUGAGGAAGAGGGUUGAGGUCGAUUCCAAUGAAUCUUCUUCCUCUAACCACAGCCUCAAACGCGCCAAGAAUGGCAGUGCCUUUACUCGUUGUGAAGAAUGCAACAAGGAUGUACCUGUAGCUUUGAUUAGUUUCCACAACUGUAGCCUUGAUGCCCAGAUCAAGAUGAAUUUGGAAGCUCACGUAAUUGAGAUGCCUGCUGAGGUCAAGAAAAAGCCAUCUACAAGGAAAAAAUCAAGUUCAGCUGAGACAAAGACCAAAAAGUCCAAGGAUCCUAAUGCACCAAAGCGCCCUCCCACUGCCUUCUUUGUUUUCAUGCAAGAUUUUAGGAAGACAUUUAAGGAAGAGAAUCCUGAUAAUAAGAGGUCCUCCAUGGUUGCCAAAGAGGGUGGCGAGAAAUGGAAAUCAUUGACAGAUGAUGAGAAGAAACCAUAUAUUGAAAGAGCUGCUGAGCUCAAAGCAGAAUAUGAGAAGCUCCUUGAAGCUCACAAUGCUGCUGAACAUGAAGAUGUUGGAGAAGAAUCUGAUAAGGAGGUGAAGGAGACUGAAGUGGAAGAGAUUGAAGAGGAGGAAGACUAGUGCAUUUGCCAUUGCUUUUGUAGUUGCAUGUUCUUCAGCAUUGUUUUCAAUGUCAUUACUACUUUAAAGCUGCAAUUCAAAUAUUUUCCUACGUUCGGACAAAAACAUUUACCUCUGCAAUCCUAGCAUUCGGAGUAUUGUUUUUGGAGUGCUGUAAAUGACCUUAGGUCAACUAUGCCUAGUAGAUAUUCCAGUAAUCAAUAUGAUGUGAAAGCCAACUUGGUCACAGUUGACUCGUGACUACAUGUAUAUCCACUCUUAUUAAGUGUUUUGCUAAAGAUUGUGAGUCUACUCUUGGUUGUGAUUCAUCACAAAUAAUCAUAUCCAAAAUAGUAUUGAAACAGUCAUCUUAUAAGGUCUUCGGGUAAGAUUAUGUAAUUCACUCUUCGUUGUGAUUCAUAUAGGCUUGGACUCGUGCUGGUUUGGGUCCUGGCUGGACCUUUGGUUUAUUUAAGGUGGGCCUGGGACCGGCCUGAGGUAAGGACAGUUCUUGUUCGGGCCUGGCCACUCGCCCUGGUCAUGGGUUGGGCCACUCGCUGG